Halichondria panicea is the source of this 1546-nucleotide messenger RNA. Its product is annotated as kelch-like protein 17. The record is from RefSeq and is a predicted model, not a curated record. Lineage: Eukaryota; Metazoa; Porifera; Demospongiae; Suberitida; Halichondriidae. Gene Ontology annotation, molecular function: protein binding. Bases 163 to 1464 code for a protein of 433 amino acids. The transcript has 4 exons.
ACAGCAAUAUUUUUGCUCAAAAGGGGGAGUAUCUUGUAGCUCAGUAGCUGUUAUAAGUACGCGAGGUUAAGUACAUGUAGACAUGUGUUGUACAUGUACGUACGUAGACUACAUGUGUAUUAAAUUUGAAGAAGAUGUAGCCUCUGGAUUAUUAUCAAGAAGAUGUCUGACACUUACCUCACAAUAGCAGAUCUAGGAAAACUAUACAUAGCUACGUUUGAUGCUCGAGUGAAGUGGCGAAACUUCUUGCUGGUUCUUGAGAUAUCCUCAGAUACUAUCGACAGUAUAGGUACGAAAUGGCGAGAUGAUCCUGAUGACUGCUAUCGUGAGGGUUUGAAAGAAUGGCUGAAAGGUGGGGAGAGAAGCUGGGAAGAUGUUGUCAAAGCAUUGUCUAGUCCUAUUGUGGGCCACGUUCACAUAGCCAGGACCAUCGAGAGAGAUCAUCUACAGUCUAGCAAUCCUACUGAUGUGAAGUCAGAGGAUGCUUCACUGACAAGAGACUCGGACUCAAUGGAGGCAACAAAGAGGGACACUCAACCAAUCAAGAAGGGUCCCCCUCCCAGAGAGUUGCCACUCACUCUGAAAUGGAGAAGAGGAAAAGAUAUGCCAAUCAAGAUUGGCUACACAGUACAGAGUGUUGUUAUCGGUGACACGGCGUAUGUUGGUGGAGGCAGUGCAGACAAUUAUCGUAACAUGUGUACAGUGAUGAAGCUCGAGCAAGAUCAAUGGACCAAACUACCAGAGUACACUGCCAAGUGGUUUGGUAUGACAUCACUCGCUAAUCGACUAGUGCUAGUGGGAGGACGUGAUCCAAAAAAAAACACACCCAGCAAUCAACUUUCAGUGCUCGAGUCAGGGGAAUGGACUCACCCGUACCCACCAAUGAACAUUGCUCGUCAAUCCUCAACAGCUGUCUCCUUCAACAACCACAUAAUUGUAGCUGGUGGGCGUGAUGGUGAUGGUCGUAUCUCCUCUGUGGAGGUGUUGGACGUGGUAUCAAGAAGAUGGUACAUUGCUCAGUCACUACCUAACUCACGAUCAGAACUGAAAUCAACUCUCAUAGGAAACACCCUCUACCUAAUGGGAGGGUACGAUCACACUGGGCCAACCAAGACAGUGCACCACGUUGACCUCAAUGAACUCAUUGCCAAAGCCCUUUCCAACUCGGACACACCCACUCUCUGGCAGACGUUAGAGGAAGUGCCGCUCGAGUUGUCAGCUCCUCUCAGUAUUGGGAGGUCACUAUUAGCCGUUGGUGGAGCGAAUGACAGAGUCAACCCAAGUUCAUCGAUCCACCUCUACCAGCCUGACACCAGGAGGUGGUUGAAAGUAGGAGACCUGCCUACUGUACGAUACUGCUGCACAUGCUCAGUACUUCCUAGUGGAGAGGUUAUUGUAGCCGGAGGACAGAUAGUAAAUAAGAUUAAAAUCCAAACUGUGGAUUUCUUCUCUAUAAGUUCUUAGUUUUUUUCAUGUCCUUCAUGUUAUAAUUAUAAAUUAAUGAUACUUUUCUAGCAUAAUAAUUAAAGUUGCAACUGAAUUUCAA